AUGACUUCUUCUAGCCCGAGGACUGUGUCUUUGGAAGACUCCACUAGUGAGGAAGAGGAGGACUCCAUUGGUGAGGAUAAGGGAGACUUUACUCGUAAGUAUGUGGGAGACCUAUGGCGAGCGACCAAUCGUGAGCAGGUAGAAUCCACCUUGAGGGCGGCAAUGCCUCCAAUCAUAGCAGAUUGA
This is a messenger RNA of Prunus armeniaca (apricot), 186 nucleotides long. The record is from the annotation of a GenBank genome assembly. Lineage: Eukaryota; Viridiplantae; Streptophyta; Magnoliopsida; Rosales; Rosaceae.